AUGAGUUACGGAAAUAAUUACGGCGGUGGUCAAAACCCGUAUGCUCAACAAAAUUCACCAGGCUAUCCUCAAUCGCCUCAAUACGACAAUGGAGCAGCCAUGGGACGAGACUCUUAUGGUGGACAAAAUGUCGAGAUGGCAUCCUUAGCACAGAACGGAAGUCAGCCUGGAGAACAAUAUGAUCCCAAUGCUAUUCUCAACCGAUGUCGCCAAAUCGACGUUGAAAUCGACAAUACUGCGCGAGGGAUUGGAGCACUGGAAGCACUACGUGGUCGAAUCAAUAGAGAGGUUGAUCAAGGCGGUAUCACUAGAGACCUCGAGGAUAUUUCAGCCCAAACCAUGGCGUCGCAGCGAGAUAUCAUCGAAGAGCUUCGAAAAACCAAACUCAUGCCAGAUGCUGGGAGCGACAUGAAUACCAAACAAAUCGGCAGAGUGCAACGCAAACUCAAGAAGACCAUGGAAGAAUUCAACGCGAAAGAGCAACUGAUUAAGAAUGCUGUUCGUGAUCAAAUGAGAAGAGAAUAUCGUAUUGUCAACGCAGACGCCACCGACGAGGAGGUUGCUGCUGCUGUACCGGACUCAGAGCCCCAACAAAUGUUUCAACAAGCUUUGAUGACAAGCAACAGACAGGGACAAGCCAACACGACUUUGAAUGCUGUCAGAGAUCGAAACGCUGCUAUCAAGAAGAUUGAGCAAGAUAUUAUACAAAUCGCAGAACUGUUCUCACAGAUGGAGAACCUGGUUGUACAACAAGAAGCUGCUGUGGUCAACAUUGAAAUGAAGGGCGAAGAAGUUGUCGAGAAUAUGGAUAAGGGAGUUCAACAAAUGGAUACGGCAAUUGUCAGUGCGAGAUCAAGAAAUAGAAAGAAGUGGUACUGCUUAGGUCUUGUUGUCAUCAUUGUUGCCAUUAUCGCAAUCGUCUUAGCUGUACACUUCACCAGUAACAAAUCAAACGACAAUACCAAACCUGCUGCCAAGAGAGCGGUUAUUCCAGGUACCGACUUCACUACAUCAGAUAGACUUGUCGUACCAGGAGCGAGCUUCGUAGAAUCAAGAAUGGUGGUUGCAGGCAAGGAUUGGAGUGAAGAAAAGGCAGUUGUUCCAGGUGCGGACUUCACACCUGUGGUUAGGAAGUGGAAGAAAUUCAUCGCAUGA
This is a messenger RNA of Botrytis deweyae, 1155 nucleotides long. RefSeq lists its product as uncharacterized. Gene Ontology annotation, molecular function: SNARE binding; SNAP receptor activity. The record is from RefSeq and is a predicted model, not a curated record. Gene Ontology annotation, biological process: intracellular protein transport; vesicle fusion; exocytosis. Gene Ontology annotation, cellular component: endomembrane system; plasma membrane; SNARE complex. NCBI's taxonomy places the organism in Eukaryota, Fungi, Ascomycota, Leotiomycetes, Helotiales, Sclerotiniaceae. The transcript is spliced from 5 exons. Bases 1 to 1155 code for a protein of 384 amino acids.